UGUUAUAUAUAAGCCAAUAAAUUUCACGGAUCCUCUCAUCAGUCUCUUUACUUUGCAAAUGGCUAAUCCUGCAUUUGAUGAUCUCCAGGGAGUUGAGAGAAUGGUGUCUGCAGCUCCACCAGCUCAGUAUGUGGUCAAAAUACAUUCAUACUCAUCUCUCUCAAUGAACUCUGUGGACAGGUAUGAGUCGGGGGUCUUCCAAGCUGGGGGCUACAAAUGGAAGCUGGUUAUUUACCCAAAUGGGAACAAGAGCAAGAAUGUGAAGGAGCAUGUCUCGCUUUACCUGUCAAUGGCAGAAACAAGCUCGCUCCCCUCAGGUUGGGAAGUUCAUGCUUUAGUUAGAUUCUCUCUGCGUGACCAGCACAAAGACAAUUACUUGAUAAUCCAAGCAGAAGCCAUGAGAAAGGAAUGGCACUUUGACGCGAUGAAUUUCGAAUGUGGCUUCGACCAAUUCAUUCCUCUGAAGACGUUUAAUGAUGCGCGGAACGGAUAUCUCGUGGAUGAUACAUGUGUGUUCGGCGCGGAAGUUUUCGUCACGAGAGAAAAGAGCACCGGCCAAGGAGAGAACCUGUCGAUGAUAAAGGACGCAAUCAGUCAGAAGCACGUGUGGUGGGUCUUUAACUUCUCACAAUGGAACAAGGAAUUCUACGACUCGACAGUAUUCAUAGCCGGAAACCAGAAAUGGAAAAUACGGCUCUAUCCGAACGGGAAGGGAAGCGGACUCGGAGGUUUCGUCUCAGUGUAUUUAGUUUCUGCCGACGUGGACACCCUUCCUCCUGUCACUAAAGUAUUUGCAAGCUACUCGCUGCGCCUCAUGAAUCAGUAUCUAGAAAAUGCUUACACUGGAAAAGGUAAUCACUGGUUCAGCGCUUUGAACCAGGAGUCCGGUUGGGCGAGAUUCAUUCCGCAUGCCAACCUUCGUUCUCUGAACGCAAACUAUUCGGUGAAGGACACUUACGUGGUGGACGCAGAGGUCACUGUCCUCGGCGUGGCAAGUGCGGCGCUGUGAAGCUGCUAUCCUGUCAGGAUUCCCACCGUCAAUCAGUAUUAUCGUUGUAAAUAUGUUCAUACCAGCACAGCAAUGAUAUGAUACAGACUAUUUCCGG
Messenger RNA from Syzygium oleosum, 1106 nucleotides. RefSeq lists its product as uncharacterized. Bases 59 to 1009 code for a protein of 316 amino acids. The transcript is spliced from 6 exons. Lineage: Eukaryota; Viridiplantae; Streptophyta; Magnoliopsida; Myrtales; Myrtaceae. The record is from RefSeq and is a predicted model, not a curated record. Gene Ontology annotation, molecular function: protein binding.